UACGACGCUGGGAAGACAGCCCUGUUGACGUACCCUAAACUCCAACUCAAACAUAUAUUGAGGGACAAGUUAGUUGAAGAUGAGAUCGACUUGUCUAAUCCGCCAUUCACCACGACGGAAAACACCUUGUGCCAAAGUAGCCUGACUGCACUGGCUGUCAAAUAUGCAAAAGAAAUCAAAACCCACUUUGCUGAUGUAUGGGACCGACUGGAAGACCUGUGGAAGGUGGCCCAGGAUAUCGACAACUUUCAGAGUGUAUGCAGGAGUCCUAUGCACAGUAUCUAUGGUGGAUCAAGUCUGUACUGGCUUCUCUCCCCGUGGAGUACCGCCGCCUCUUCCCUCUUGUCCCCCGCCAUCCACCAGCCAUGUUGACAGAAUGCCGGAGCUCCCCAUCUCGCCAUAUGGGUACAGUCAGGAGAACUAUGUGGCCAUCGAUGGAGGUGUAUGUUGUCUGUUUUCUCGAAAAAUCAUCAGGCCAGAUGUACGGGACACUGUGCUGUCGGAGGGCAAGAAAUCAUCCUCAUUGGGCAAAUUUUUACGAAAUAUUGGGAUACGUCGGUCAGGAAGAAAGAACUCUUACAAACAACAUUCAGGGAGCAGGGAGCAGGGCGUAGUGGGAAACUACCCCAUGUAUUGGGGAUUUCAGAGAGACCUCCUGGCCUCGGAUAUCACCAUGAGCGAUGAAGACCGUAUUGCCCUGAUGGUGAUGGUGAAGGAAGGCAAGAUCUCUACAGAAACAGCUCUAGAGGUGGUGAAGAGAUUUGAAGAUGACAAGAGAGCUGAUGAAGUGAAGGAAAACCGUCUGGUAGGUUACCUUGUUACCAUGGUUACACGACUACAAACCUGGGGGCGAAACGAGCCCCACGAACCCCAGUGUUGGAACAUGUGUGUAUGAAAAUGGGGACUUGAUAUGGCAUGUGUAGUUGAUGCAUCUGUGACAUACCAUUGGUGUGCCUGGUUCCGACUCUCAUCCCUUGGGCUGCUAUAGUGGCUGUCAUGUCUCUGAGUGUGGUGGUAAAAAGCAGCACAAAAACAAGCAAGUACACAAACAAUCGCACAAAUCACAAACAAUCGCACAAAUCAUCAAACUUGGAGCCAUAAAUUUGAUACUGAAUCCCUAUAUGAAGAAUUUACCUGAUACUUCUGUCAGUCAUGGCCAACAAUCGAUUGUUUUGAUAAAUCUAACAUAUGAACAAAUAUUUGUAUCAAGGUACAUAAUUUUAGUCAUUGAAGAGAAAGAAACUUUUAGGAAUACAAAAUUGACAAAAGCACUGUUUGUCUUAAAAUGUGACAUUUGAUAUCACCAUUUUCAUGGGAGUAGUGUGUCAUCUUUGUUUGAUAAGUGAUCAGGGCCAGCUUAUUUUUUCAGUGAUUGAUUAAAAACCUGUUUUUCAAAUGAAAUAACUAAACAGUCAAAAGAUACCCAAGCUCUUGUACUAGUAAAAUAAAACGGUAUAGUCAAAGUGUGAUUUAUUCCAUUACCUGAAUGGAUGGUGCUCUGAAAAGGAAACUGUAAAACACUCUGUAAAAUUAGAGAUAUCGUCUCUCUCUCUGGUAGAAUCAAUGCUAAAAAAAAAGACUUAAAUUAUUUUUAGGAAGAAGGUACUAUACUUUUUGAUAAAAUUCAGUUUCUGGUUAACAUGUCUCAAACGCAUCAAAAGUAUCGAUUAUAUUGCUCAGUUCCAUCGUUCUUCACAAACAAGUUAGAGAAUGCCCACAUUUAGAAGCCUGUGUUUCAGUACCCAUCAGCCAUGAGUGAUGUCAACUUAUGGUACACGUUUGUCAUCUUAAUUAACUGUAAACCAUUGUGAUCAUCAUUUUACAUUGACUUAUUUCUACCUGUUACCAAAUCUUAACUCACCUUUACAAGUUAAUCUAGUUUACCAGGACAGGAAAAUAGUAGAUUCUAUUUUGUAAAAUGGACUUUAACUGGUUUUGAAGGUUGAAUGUGUAGAUCAUAUACCAUUACAGUAUCAGAAGAGAGAGCCAGGAAUGUCUCAUUGGACAUCUUUAGACAUUUGAAAUUAUAUGAGAACAGAUGAAAAAUUUGACUCCAUGGUAAUAUCAGCUGUCAGGGCUUCUUGCGUGAGUCAUGAUAGUUUUAAUCUGGUAGUUUAGAUUAUUCCUGACUUUAUUAAAUGUACGUUCAAUCAUGUUCCCCGUGUUGAUUCUUGAGUCAUCCAUUGAUCAUAGGUUUAGAGAUGAUCUGCCAAGAGAACUCCUGCAGGCAGCCUACCGGGAUCAGGUGUCGCUUCACGCUGCCUGUUGCUCAUGCAACAACCAAACACAGUUGUCAGGGGAAUGUCCCCUCGCAAUCAAAACUGUCAAUUAUUGCAGGAGACGUGCAGAUCAAACAUUUCUAAUUCCAUCUCAUUACUCAGUGUAAAUGGUGGCCAUCUCCAUGUUAUUCAUGCUCCAAAUCAGGAAGGAUUGGUGUAGAAAGCCAUUACAAGCUAUUUCACUUGCCAUUCACCUUAGGGAGGGCUGUAUUUUUUAAGUCAUAAUGAUCAGUUGUCAAGGAAGUAUCACAAUCAAUUUAUUAUGAAUGAUUUUGCUGGUUGGUCACUGAGUGAGUUGUUAGGAAAGUGUUGUGGUGAAUAUGAUAGAGCCAAUUUAACCCUAAUACCAAGGCCUCAGAAAGAUAAUGUUAUUCCAAGGGUCCGGAGGUUAGCCUAUUCUCUUCAGGGAAUUCCAUUCAGUUUUAUCUUGAUUCGCUGUGAGAUUCAGAACUAGAUGACAAGUCCCUGUUUGUUUUUGCUGGCCAUUAUUGGUUUAAUUCAGUAAUAUCUCAGCUGUCAGAUUCUAUCAACAUUUAUCUGAAGUUUCCUUUGAUCAAAAUUUUAGUAAUUCUUCUGAAUUGAUGCAAUUGAAGACUUCUUCUUCCUAAAGAAAAUUGUUCCUAUUGGGAGGUGUGAGACAUUUUCAUUGAUUAAUGCAAACUUUAUUUAAUUCAAGAUUCAAGUUAAAUAUGACAUUCUUCACUGCACAGACAGAAACUUGGCUUUCACACAAGGGUCAAUAAAACACACAUUUAUUCAAGAACAUAGAAUUAGAUUAUGUGAAAUGAAAAUUGGAAACAAUUUAAGAUGGACAUUUCUUUACGGGCAGUUCAGUGUUUGGUUUCCUGGUUUGAUGUAGUUGGAAAAUAAAAAGUAAUUUUUUGUGACUAUAGAUAACAGUGGUUGUCACCGCUGAGAUUAAGGCUGCCUGUCCACACCUCAAUUCUGACUAGUGGUUUAUUUAACGUAACUGGAUUUGGGAGAAAACCGGGAGUCCUGUCAGAUUUUCACGCAUCUCGGAACAACUAAAUUGUUAGUCAUGACCCUUUUUGUAAGGAAAGUAUGAGACAUUUUUGCAUUAAGACAAGUAACAAUGACUGAUUUGAAGUAGGAUAUUCUGUCAGUCACAAAGAUGUCCUACUGCCAUGACUGUCAGCAGUAGAGCAUAGGAUAAUCCUAGUGCUGUGAUUGAGUUAAGCCUGUGUUAGUGCAUAAGAUAAUUCUAGUGCUGUGAUUGGCAUAAGCCUGUGUUAGUGCAUAAGAUAAUUCUAGUGCUGUGAUUGGUAUAAGCCUGUGUUAGUGCAUAAGAUAAUUCUAGUGCUGUGAUUGGCAUAAGCCUGUGUUAGUGCAUAAGAUAAUUCUAGUGCUGUGAUUGGUAUAAGCCUGUGUUAGUGCAUAAGAUAAUUCUAGUGCUGUGAUUGGCAUAAGCCUGUGUUAGUGCAUAGGAUAAUCCUAGUGCUGUGAUUGGC
Messenger RNA from Haliotis rubra (blacklip abalone), 3748 nucleotides. RefSeq lists its product as uncharacterized. The coding region runs from base 164 to 895 and encodes 243 amino acids. The transcript is spliced from 10 exons. NCBI's taxonomy places the organism in Eukaryota, Metazoa, Mollusca, Gastropoda, Lepetellida, Haliotidae. The record is from RefSeq and is a predicted model, not a curated record.